AUGCCAUUCAUUUCAAUUCGUUUUCCUACUCGUUCAUCCUCCGCUAAUCGUGAUUUCAACCACACGAACAACAAGAAGAAGAAAAACAACAUUAAAAAGGAGUAUUCCAAAGAUCGGAAUGAUCAAACGAUUGAACAAAUACCACAUGAAAUAUUAUUGAACCAUAUCUUUGUAUAUUUGGAAGGAUUGGAAUUAUUUCUGAAAACGAGAAAGGUGUCCUUUACAUGGAAUGAACUCAUUACUAAGAAUGAUACUUCACGAAAUUUUCAUAUGAAAUCAUGUGAUUUUUCUGAAACUCAAAAAGCCUUCUCCGAAAGAGGUAUUAGCCUUGUUGCAAAUUUAUCUCGGAAUUCACUGAGAUGUGAAAGUUUUUAUCAAUGUGCGAAAAAUGGUUUGUUUGGAAAUGUUUCUACACUUGUUUUGAGCGGCCUUCAUUUGGGAAUUGUUCGAUCCAAAAAAGAGAUGAUUUCAUUAAAAUUCGUUCCAUCAUUUCCUGGAAAGACAAUUGUUUCAAGAGGAUACAUCAAAAUACAAAAAGCACAAAUCAUAUCAGAGGAAGCCACUUUCAAUCAAGACGAAUAUGAGGGAGGGAGCGUUUUAAAAUUUAUUCCAAAAUUAACACAUUUAAAUUUAAGUGAAAACAAUUUUGGUGAUGAACGUAAUAAUUGGGUUAAAGAUUUAUCGAGUCAGCGAAUUCUACACUUGAAUUUAUCUGGAAAUGAUUUUGGCCUCGCGACAUGUGAAUAUAUUAGUACUUCAAUGGUAUUGACACAUCUUCAAUACUUAAACUUAAACAACAAUUCAAUCACUGAGGCAUGUUGCAAAUGUUUAGCCUCAGCAGAUUUCAAAAACCUUAGUGUGUUAAAAUUGGUAUCCAAUCGAGUGAAUAAUAUUGGCCUUUUUGCACUCUGUGAAUCUUCAUCCAUUACUGGAGUAUUGGAACAUUUGGAUGUUUCAUCGAAUGAAAUUACUGACGAGGCAUGCUAUGAGUUAGCGAAAGGAAGAUUUCCAAUGAAACAUCUCACCAUAUUUCGAAUGAGAAACAAUGAAGGAAUAACUUCGUUAACAAAGAAAAUGCUUUUGCAGAAUAGAGAAAAUAUUUCACACAAACUCACUGAAGAGAAUUUCAUAUUGUGA
Messenger RNA from Naegleria fowleri, 1137 nucleotides. RefSeq lists its product as uncharacterized. The record is from RefSeq and is a predicted model, not a curated record. Lineage: Eukaryota; Heterolobosea; Eutetramitea; Acrasida; Naegleriidae. Gene Ontology annotation, molecular function: protein binding. The coding region runs from base 1 to 1137 and encodes 378 amino acids. The transcript has a single exon.